AUGGCUUCUACAUGGGAAGAGCUAGCUGCGGACAAACGAGCCCGCAUCAACAACUCAAUCCCCGAGGAAUGGAGGAUCCAAUCCCUCCCCGCGGGCGAUUCGUCCUUUGAUUACCCGGCGAAGUCGGGCUUGCUCUCCGAUAAAGAGCUAAAGAUCACGGAAUCCAGCGCGACCGAUUUAGUUCAGCAGCUGGCGAAGGGCGAGCUCAAGGCAGUCGACGUGACAAUCGCCUUUUGUAAGAGAGCCGCACUGGCACAUCAGCUGCUGAACUGUUGCCACGAGUUCUUUCCCGAAAUGGCGAUUGCCCAAGCCAAAGAACUUGAUGAAUACUUUGAGACACACAAAAAGCCGGUUGGACCACUCCAUGGAUUACCAAUCUCGCUUAAGGAUCAACUACGUGUAAAGGGUCUUGAAACAUCAAUGGGGUAUGUCUCCUGGCUUGGAAAAUACGACACGACCGAGUCGGUUCUCGUGACUCUUCUCCGAAAGGCCGGUGCCAUUUUCUACACCAAGACCAGUGUGCCGCAGACACUCAUGGUUUGCGAGACUGUGAACAAUGUCAUCGGAAGAACCCUGAACCCGCGAAACAAGAACUGGUCGUGCGGCGGGAGCUCGGGAGGCGAGGGUGCCAUGGUUGGAAUUCGUGGAGGUGUAAUUGGAGUGGGAACUGACAUUGGUGGCUCGAUUCGAAUCCCUUCAGCCUUCAACUUUCUCUAUGGAAUUAGGCCGAGUCAUGGUCGUAUGCCCUACGCCAAAAUGGCAAAUAGUAUGGAGGGCCAAGAGACUGUGCAUAGUGUGGUUGGGCCAAUUGCCCAUUCGGCAGCAGAUAUCAGGUUGUUCCUUACAUCGGUGCUGGCAGAGGAGCCGUGGAAGUAUGACCCCAAAGUGAUCCCUCUUCCUUGGAGAUCUGCCGAGGAAGAAUCUAUCAAGUCGAAAAUUCCGGGUGGUUUGACCCUCGGCUUUUACUCCUCCGAUGGCGUGGUUCUCCCUCAUCCGCCCAUUCUUCGAGGUGUCGAGACGGUCGUGUCAGCCUUGCAGCAAAAUGGCCAUACACUUCUUCCCUGGACUCCAUACAAACACGACUUUGCGCAUGAGCUUAUCAAUGAUAUAUACGCCGCAGAUGGCAACAUCGACGUGUCCAAGGACAUCAAUGCCUCUGGAGAGCCAUCGAUCCCCAACAUCAAGGACCUCCUGAAUCCAGACAAAGAACAGAUCGGGAUGAACGAACUGUGGGACACCCACCUCAAGAAAUGGAACUAUCAAAGCGAAUACCUUGAGAAAUGGCGGGAGCUCGAGGAGCAACAAGGCAAGGAAGUGGACGCUAUUAUUGCUCCAAUCACAGCUACCGCAGCCAUCCGUCACAACCAGUUCCGGUACUAUGGCUAUGCCUCGGCGAUCAACUUGCUUGAUUUUACCAGCGUUGUCGUCCCAGUCACCUUUGCAGACAAGAAACUGGAUACCAAGAAAGAAGACUACCAGCCGCUGAGUGAAUUGGACGCCAGUGUGCAAGCUGAGUACGACCCUGACGCGUAUCAUGGGGCCCCUGUGGCGGUGCAGGUUAUUGGACGCAGACUGAGCGAAGAGCGCACUCUGGCUAUCGCGGAAGAGAUUGGAAGGCUUCUCGGUAAUUCUGUGACGCCCUAA
This is a messenger RNA of Penicillium canariense, 1644 nucleotides long. Its product is annotated as amidase. The transcript has 7 exons. NCBI's taxonomy places the organism in Eukaryota, Fungi, Ascomycota, Eurotiomycetes, Eurotiales, Aspergillaceae. The record is from RefSeq and is a predicted model, not a curated record. The coding region runs from base 1 to 1644 and encodes 547 amino acids.